Fonsecaea monophora is the source of this 732-nucleotide messenger RNA. RefSeq lists its product as hypothetical. Bases 1 to 732 code for a protein of 243 amino acids. NCBI's taxonomy places the organism in Eukaryota, Fungi, Ascomycota, Eurotiomycetes, Chaetothyriales, Herpotrichiellaceae. The transcript is spliced from 3 exons. The record is from RefSeq and is a predicted model, not a curated record.
AUGGAUGACCAGGUCUCCCUUGACCGUGCUGCCGUUUGUAAACUGCUCCAGCGUCUAUCAGCAACUGUGUUCCAAGAAGAAGAGGAGCAGCAUCCGUGGCGCCGGCAGUCCCGAACUUUUGAUCAACCAUUGCUCAGGCUUUGGGACCAUAACUCAGGAAGCCAACUGGAUGAAGACGGCUUUGAAAACCUCGCCCACUUGUGGUUCCAACGGCGUCGAGGAUCCUUCACUCUGACCGUCGUCGAUCCCGAUAAUCGAAUUCGAAACGGCCUACCCGUCCUACAUGUCAGUGAUGAGAUGGAAUAUUAUCAUGUCCCUGACCCCUAUGACCGAACCAACGAAUACUACAAAGAUCACUACAUUUGCCUGUGGGAGGUCACAAAGAAGGAGAUCGUGGGCCACUGGCGAUGGGAAGUCCUUGUUGAAAACACGAAUUGGUAUGAAGAGAUCGUCAUUCCCGCUUUUGAGCGCAAGCGGAAAGCAGUGGAAUCUGAAGACUUGUCAAACCUCUUCACCAGGCUUUCUCUCAACCGACACGUCCAACCCAACCCGAGCAGUUUCUCUGAUGGCCGUUCAGAUUCACCAAGCGAACUGUUCUGCUUCUUCGACGAUGAGGUCGAUGGUUUCGAUGAGCCAUGUGGUUGUUUUGAGGACGGUUCAGAUACUGACGAUGAAGUCGAGGAGGCCAACGCCACCGAUGAUAUGUUCAAGAUUAUGGAAGGAGAUUGGUGA